UCUUACUUCCUUUAUGUGCUGUGUAAGAUAAAAUUUUCUUUGAGGUAGCUAGGUUCUUACAGCAGCAGAAGGAAAGAGGCUUAAAAUGCAUUACGAACUAAUUAUUUUAUGGUGACAUAAGUGUUUGUGGGUUACAAUCAAAUGCUACUCCAAAAAUGAGACUCUUGUGUGACGGGAAAAAAGUACUCUAGAGCAGAGCUCCCCGACCUUUCCAGAUUGGUGGCCCGGAAGGAAAGGGAGGAGCAGGGAAAUAUCCACAUGCACAUGAUGGCAGUGCAUGCACACGUGGCAGUGCACUGGUGCAUAUUUGCAUGCACGAACAGGCCUCUGGUGCCCACGUAAAUGGACUACUGGCACCCGCACACAUGAGAACAUGGGCCACUAGUGCCCAUGUGAUGCUGGUGGCGAUGCUAGCGCCCCUGUGCAUACACAAAUAGGGCUGCUAGUGCCCGUGUGGUAGCGCUACCAUGAGUGGGAGAGCUCGCCAGCUGUUCCCGUGGCCUGGUGGCCAAUAGGCCACAGCCCAGUACUGGGCCGCUGAGUAUAGAUUGGGGACCUCUGCUGUAGAAUUUCACUUGGAAUAAAUAAGAGCCUUUCACUGUUCCUCUUGCUUGUGGCAGGAGUGUGACUUUUUUUUAUUUGUAAAGUGAAUCCUAAAUCAUCAUUUUCAUAUGACCUACUUUACAACUGAGACCUAGAUGAAAUCUGUAUUAUAAAUUGGUUAAGAGAGUGUUCAAACAUUUCUACGAAGAAAAAAUGGAAUGUAGAUUGUGCUUCUCUUUUGAACAUGCAGUCAAUGCUGUCUUUUUGAAAAUAUCUAAAGCCUGCUGUUGUGAAUUCAAAUGCCACUGUGAAAAGUUAGAUAUGUCCAUAAAUUCUUUAAAGAACUGCAUGGGUUCUGUAUAAAGAACUGAAGAAUAAAAGGACAUAUAUGUAGAACUUUUUUUUGAGAACCAGGAUUUGCCGUGGCCAAUGCGAAUAGAUUUUUAGGGCCUGUAACUAAUGCAAAUUGAAGAAUGAUAAAUCUGUGGUCUGAAAUACAGUGGAAAACUUUUAUGGCUUUUGGUGCAAGCCAGGGAGAGGCUACAGAAGGGAGAGGCUACAGAAGGAUAGUGAGGAUUCAAUAGGAAGAAUAGCAUGGCCUCUCUUUUCCCCAUCCACAGCUAUAUGUGGCUUUAGGAGACCAACAAAGUACAGUAUAUGCUUUUAAGAUAUGAAACUGAGUGGCUGUAAUUGGUUGUUUAUAUCAAUAUACAUGUCUGAAAAAGAAACUGAUGGGAAAAUUGGAGAAAAUUCAUUUUUUAGGUCCUGUUUUAAAGGAUUAUCUCAACAGGCUUGAUGUAACUGAGUAAAUGAACUUGGGUGGAUAAAAAUCCUUCUAUCUGCAAAUAAGAAUAAAUCUUGGAAAAUUAUAUGUAUGAGAAUUAUAAAGCCUGCUGAGGCAAUAUUCAGUUUAAUGUAACUAGAGCUGAUUCUGUUCUAGGAGCUGACGAAAGAUGGAUUGGUAAUUGGUCUUAUUUUGCGUUGGUUGAGUUAUCGCUUAGUAGAUGAGAGUGCUUCAGGUUUAGUGUAGGGUGACUACAUAAUGUUGUUUCUAGGGAAACUGGUGGUGAGAACAUCUAAAAAGGUAAAGAAAUCUGUUCUGAAGAAAAACACUUAAAAUGAUUCUUGGAUUGCAUUGAGUUGAUCUGUGAGUUGUUUCUUUUUUCUUUUUGUAUAUUGUUACACCAUUGUACCUUAUUUAUUUUGUUCUGCUUCCCAGCAUGACUAUGCUUGUCAACAUUGCUUAUAUUAAACCUGGAUAUUCAGUUUAUAUUAAUUUAUCUGUACCAUAAGGAUGGAAAUAGUGCUUCAUUUGAACGUUUCUAUUUAACUUAAUGUAGCUAUAUGAGGUCACUUUGCGUAGUGUUGGGGAUAAGUAAAUGGAUUCAUAACAUAGAAUUAUAAAAGUAUUUACAUAUCACCAGUGAAUUCCAUUUGUGAAAGAAGAGUACCUCAAAAUGAAGUAGUGGCUUGUUAUUUUGAUACCAUUAUAGUAUUAUUAAUCAUGGGUUCAUCAGAGAUACAGUCCCAUUUUAUACAGUAUAUAUAAAGCAUGAGAUAUUUAGAUGUUGUUGUAUUUAAUGUGCAAUAUGUUAUUGCAAGGCAAUAAAUAGGAUUUCCCUCCCUCCCAUGCACUUUUUGUUUUUGUUUUUGGUAUAGAACAGGUUUCUCCAACUUGGAGCCUUCCAAAUGUUUUAGGUUGCAACUCCCAUCAUCCCUAGCAAUAGGGUGGAGUUCAAGUUAGGAAAAACUGAAAUAGAUAAUAAUCAAACUGAAGCUCCUGUAAUAUUUAUUAUCUUAUAUGAACAAGGCAUGAUAGAAUAGAUAUGCUAAUUAUGGAUCUCUGUAGCUGUUUUAAUUUCAAUUACAUUGUGGCAUUUCCCUUCUGUCCAAUAGCUGUUCAGAUAGUUUUGAUUUCUUAAAACAAAAAUUUCUUGUUUUUAUAAAUGUUUUUCAAUAUAAAAUUCUGUAGCUAUCGGGAUGCUGCUUACAAUUACCAUUAUGUUUUAUCAUGCAUUUUUUAUAAGAUAAUAUUCUAUGUCUUGGCUGCAUUUUGAAUAUACUUGCUAAAAUAAUAGUGACUGAUGACACGACAGGCCCUAUCAUCUUCAGACAUCUUUUCCUCUACAUAUUUUGUGACAAUAUUUAAAUGACAAGGUAAGAAGGUCAAUAAUGACUAUUUUAGCUGGACUUACUCACAGAGCUAUAUAUAUAUAUACAUUGUUCCAUAUAGCUCCUGGCAUAAAUGAGAAUGAUGCUUUAUCAUAUAGCUGUUCCUAAAAUAGGAUGUAUUAGUACAACCUUCUCCAAUUUAGUAUCUUCCAGAUGUUUUAAAACUUUCAUAAUCUCCUGAUGAACAUGUUGCCUGCUGUGUUGUAUGAAGAUGAUAAAAGUUGGAGUCCAACACAUCUGAUUAGUUCUGAUUGAGGAAAUCAGCAUUUUUUUCAAUCUGUAGGACAAGGGUCCCCAGCCAUCGGUCCGUGGAUCAAUACCGGGCCACAGCAUGCCAACCGGGCCGCACAAACAAGCAAAGCCCCAUCCACAAGAUGCAGGCAGCACAUAAAACCACACACCUGCCGGUCCACGGAAAAACCUCUCUCCACGGAGCCGGUCCCUGGUACCCAAAAGGUUGGGGACCUCUGCUGUAGGAUACCAAUAAAAAUCAAUAGAUAACGAGAAGAAAAAGUCAACAGACCAGUUUUUUUUUUAAAGCUUAGCCUUAACCUCUGCAUUCACAUCUUGAAUUAUUGGUGGGAACCUGGUAUAAGAAAGAAAAAUUGGCAUUCAUGUACAACAUGUAUCCACAUUGCUUUGGGCAGAAUCCAGUAAAUGAAUGACUCUUAUUAUCUAGUUAGAGUAUAUUAUUAACUAAAUGUUUUGUGCACAUUUUUUAUAUAGGCGGCAAAUGAAUGGGAACAAUUUCAAACAGGUUCGGGCUUCCAAAUUCAUUGGCAUUGUUCUCCAUGCCACUGGCUCACGGAAGCCCCAAUUUUAAUCACUGGAAAAAGAAGGUCAAAAAAAGAGUAUGUAUUGCGCAGAAUUAGACAAGAUAACAAAAAACCUAAAAAAACAGGCAGAAACAGAAUUUUAUCGAAUCUGGAAUAAAUUCUAUAAAUGGAGGGAAAAAAGAAUGGGGUCAAUAGAAGAGAUGUAUGUAGAGGUAGAUACUAGGAAUGUACAGCUGUAUAUAGAUAUAUCAUAUAUAUUUAAAUGUAUAAUAUGGACGGACAAGACGGAGAUGUAUGUCAAAGACGAUUUACCAUGUUCAAAUGUUUUUAUUGUUUUCUUUUUCUUUUGUAUUCAAUAAAAACUUUAAUUAAAAAAAAGAGUAGCCCCCAUCCUAAGUUUUUUUAAAGAUAUAAGGUAAUCAUAUCUGGUAAAGUAAAAGUAUUUGAGGCUAGAAUAAUAGUACAGCUGUCUUAUGGCUUCUAAAUAUGUGCAUAUAAGAAUUUAGAAUCAUGAGAACCUGGAGAAGUCAAGCUUCUCAAGGAACUUGUUUUGGUUCCUUAUUCUGUCUCUAAUUAAAGUUAGAAUGGUUCCAAUUAAAAUUAAUGCUUAGAUAGCCUAUGUUGUUUACUGGCUCAAACUAAUGCAAACUGUCUUGCGUUUUUUGACUCUUUAAAGUAAAUGCCAGACGUUUUGAUGGAAAUUACUUGGUGACCAUAAACCAUUCUGGCUUUCAAUGACAUUUGAUCAGACCUAAGUAUCUUCAAGCAACGUACCUCACAAAAUGAUCUCAGCGAGGUGUGAUUGUAGCUUAUCCCAGUGAAGUCGGGAAAAAGUAUUGUACCUGCUCAUUAUUUAUAUAAUAGUUUCCAUGAUUUGAUGAAGCACUAUCAAAUGUAUUCCAGACUGGGAAAUGGCAGCAUUCAUCCACCAGUUCAAUUAGAAAACUAAUUUAUCCAAAUAGAGGUAAUAAAAGAAUAGAAGUCUUAUGAAAAUGCUUGGAUCAGAACGUGGUGUGGUAGAGGAAUGGCUAUCAGAAUUCAAGGCAUUACCUGAAAUGCAGAUUUCCAAUUAUGCAGCAACACUUCAUCGGAAGAAAAUAUUAGUGCCAGCUCUUUAUAAAGUUAUUCAAGAUCCAAAUAAUGAGUUUCUGGAACCUGUCUGCCACCAACUCUUUGAACUUUAUCGUAGUUCUGAGGUUCGUCUCAAAAGGUUCACCUUACAGUUCUUGCCAGAACUCAUCUGGGUUUAUUUGCGUCUUACUGUCAGCAAAGAUAGGCAGAGCAAUGGUUGCAUCGAAGCCCUACUUCUAGGAAUUUACAACUUGGAAAUUGCUGACAAAGAUGGGAAUAAUAAAAUUUUAUCUUUUACUAUCCCUUCCUUAUCAAAACCUUCAAUUUACCAUGAGCCCUCUACAAUUGGAUCCAUGGCUUUGACUGAGGGAGCCCUGUGUCAGCAUGACCUCAUCAGAGUCGUUUAUAGUGACCUUCAUCCUCAAAGAGAAACAUUCACUGCACAAAACAGGUUUGAAGUGCUGAGCUUUCUUAUGCUGUGCUAUAAUUCUGCUAUUGUCUAUAUGCCUGCCUCUUCCUAUCAGUCGCUUUGCAAGAUGGGUUCUAGGCUCUGUGUGAGUGGAUUUCCACGACAAAAUGAAAAAUGCUGGAAGGAAGAUGGCUGCAGAGUGGUACUGGAUCCUGACUUCAUGGUUCAGUUACUCACUGGAAUCUAUUAUGCUGUCUACAAUGGACAAUGGGAACUUGGUCAGGAAACGCUGGAUGAUAUAAUAUAUCGAGCUCAGCUUGAACUCUACUCUCAGCCACUGCUGGUUGCAAAUGCAAUGAAGAAUUCAUUACCUUUUGAUGCUCCUGAUGCAUCACAAGGAGGACAGAAGGUUUUGAAAGUAGAGGUUACUCCAACAGUGCCAAGAAUUUCUCGGACAGCUAUUACAACAGCUUCAAUCCGCCGACAUCGCUGGAGAAGAGAAGAUGGCUUUGACUUCUCAAAUGAUGCUGACAUGAGCAUUCCUGGAUCUCCGAUCCUGCACGGCUCCACAGACCUAGGGAUCAAACGCAAGCAAGAGUGGGACGUACUGAUGCUCAGGACCCCUGAGCAUGGCUCACCGGAGCCCAACUUGACACCAGCCACAAAAGAGGAUACUGACGGAGUCAGUGGAAGAGAAGAGUCUGUGAACUUCAAUGAUGCUGACGAAGGGUUUUCCUCUGGGGCAUCACUUAGCAGCCAGCCACCCGGGACCAAACCUUCAUCCGCAUCUCAGAGGGCCAGUUUAAGAAAAGGAGUUGCUGGGCUUUUGGCCAAGGAUAAGGAGAUCAUCUUGCCUACCAAACCCACAGACAGCCCUCGAGAAUCUGCCCAUAAGCAGUACCUGUACCAGUCAAUUGACCUCAGUACAGAUGCAAUUGAAAUUACUCCCACAAAGAAACAUUUGAAUUUGCCUGCUGGGCAGGUGGUACCAAAAGCCAGCAGUGUAAGCCUGAUACGAACUGCAAGUGCUUCUUCCAGUAAAUCGUUUGACUAUGUGAAUGGUAGUCAGAUGGGUUCCAAUGUUGGUAUUGGCGGUGAUGGUGUUACUAACUUAGCAGCUGGCAACUCCAAUCGUUUUUCAACCAUUAGUCUACAAGAGGACCGGUUAAAUCAAGCUGGAAAUGGUAAAGAUGCCCACUCACCAGGAGCUCCUCUGACUAAGCAGUCCCGAUCCCCAAGUUUCAAUAUGCAACUAAUAUCUCAAGUUUAACUUGUUUAUACCUUCCUAUAUUUUUUCCAUCUGUCCAAUUCUUUUUUGAGCAACAUCCACAAUCUUCAUCCUAUCAUCUGAAAAAUCCUGGCUUCUAUGAUCUUGUUCGAUUCAUUUAUAUACUAUACUAUAUUUUGUACUGAAACAGCAAUAAAACCUCAUGUUUUCGCCCCCU
Crotalus tigris (Tiger rattlesnake) is the source of this 6416-nucleotide messenger RNA. RefSeq names its product family with sequence similarity 126 member B (gene HYCC2). NCBI's taxonomy places the organism in Eukaryota, Metazoa, Chordata, Lepidosauria, Squamata, Viperidae. The coding region runs from base 4478 to 6241 and encodes 587 amino acids. The record is from RefSeq and is a predicted model, not a curated record. The transcript has 13 exons. Gene Ontology annotation, cellular component: plasma membrane. Gene Ontology annotation, biological process: protein localization to plasma membrane; phosphatidylinositol phosphate biosynthetic process.